GUCAGCUAUUGCUUCUGUGUUGUUCGUCGUUAUUGCUAUACCGAUUUCCCUUUUUCCUUCGUCAGUAUCGCACCACUGAACUGUUGGAAAACCACUCGUGAAAUCCCCGAAUUGAUCCUAUUGUCCAUUCAUCCCGAUUCCGUGAACAUCUACGCCGUCAAUCCGGCCAACACCAACCACUUCACACCUCCGCAACCUCCCUUGAGCCCUCCCAUCUCCGAUUAAGGGUCGCGUUGUCUGGUUAAACAAAAACGCCAAUAUGGGUGGUUCAUUGUCGCGUCUAUGGUCCUUCCUCUGGACAAAGAAGGAAAUCCGUAUUCUCAUCUUAGGUCUCGAUAAUGCUGGAAAGACUACACUCCUGUACAGAAUGAAGAUCGGCGAGGUCGUCACGACGAUACCUACUAUCGGUUUCAAUGUUGAGUCGGUCACAUAUAGAAAUUUGAAUUUCAACGUCUGGGAUCUUGGAGGUCAAACAUCGAUCCGGCCAUACUGGCGAUGCUACUACGCUAACACCGCUGCUGUUAUCUUCGUCAUCGACUCUACAGAUAUUGAACGAUUGGGCACAGCUGCAGAUGAGCUUGCGGCCAUGUUAAAUGAGGAGGAACUUAGCGAGGCCGCCCUGCUGGUAUUCGCUAACAAGCAGGACCAGCCGGGCGCCAAGGGAGCUGGAGAGAUCUCGGAGGCUCUGAAGCUUGGCGAACUGCGAGACAGAAACUGGAGUAUCGUGGCGUGUUCAGCUAUUGAUGGUAAGGGUCUUAACGAAGGCAUGGAUUGGUUGGUGCAAACACUUCAAUCAGAAAACGCAUAAGCGCUGGCGUCAAUGUGUCAUGCAAUAGAUUUUGGUUUUGGUAUAUCUCCUCGACCGUACAUGAGUGGGCUUCUUAAACGUGCGUUCACCGCAUCUGAAAAGCUCGCCCUUCUUCUUCUUUCCCAUUUUUCAAUACUCUGUUGGGGAGACAGAGCUUAUGUCUUUAUACUGUAUACCUCUCUUAUCUUUUUUAAACCUAAACUUUGAAGACUUAGCAUAAUAUCCUAAUUGAUGUUCCGGUGGUAUCUAGAAGUGCGAGUCCCGCCGUUUUAGCGCAAUGACCUGGAUAGGCAAUAUGUCGUGUGCACUGAAUUUGAC
Aspergillus pseudonomiae is the source of this 1126-nucleotide messenger RNA. RefSeq names its product ADP-ribosylation factor family protein. Lineage: Eukaryota; Fungi; Ascomycota; Eurotiomycetes; Eurotiales; Aspergillaceae. Bases 260 to 808 code for a protein of 182 amino acids. The transcript has 5 exons. Gene Ontology annotation, biological process: intracellular protein transport; vesicle-mediated transport. Gene Ontology annotation, cellular component: cytoplasm; Golgi apparatus. The record is from RefSeq and is a predicted model, not a curated record. Gene Ontology annotation, molecular function: GTP binding; GTPase activity.